AAUCGCUCAUUACUCAUGUCAAACCGCACAAUCAAAUUCCUAACCUCCCCAUCCAUCAUAUCCACGCCGACGAGCGUUCUCCCCGCGCUCAACCACGAGAUCUCCCCCGACGAGUGGCCUGGGGUGUACGCCGAGCUCGUCCAGGCGUUCAAGCUGAUCGACAGGGACGAUGACGGUAAGAUCAGGAAAGAGGAGCUGGAGGCGCUGUUGAGCCAGGUGGGAGCCGAGCCGCCCACCAGGGAGGAGCUGAGGCUGAUGCUGAGCGAGGUGGAUAGGGACGGCGACGGUUGCAUUAGCCUCGAGGAGUUCAGCGUGCUCAGCUCCGCCUUCGCGCCGCCGUCGUGCGACUCCGAGCUGCGAGACGCCUUCGACUUCUUCGAUACGGAUCACGACGGGAAGAUAACCGCGGAGGAGCUGUUUAACGUGUUCAGAACGAUCGGCGACUCGCGGUGCACGUUAGAGGAUUGCCGGCGCAUGAUAGUUGGGGUCGAUAACAAUGGCGAUGGGUUCGUAUGCUUUGAGGACUUCUGUAGAGCAAGAGAUGAGUUCUUGAUUUGGAUGAAAACAAAACAAAACGGAGUUUCUUUUUCUUUAAAUUCUUCUUUUGGAGCAUGUCAUGUGGUCACUAAUAUUUGUAAUAGGGUUCGGAUUUUCGUAAAAACGGAUCGAAACUACCAGAUGCAUCCUUCAGUGAGAAGUGGUUUCAACUUUCUACUUUGCCACUACUGCCCUUGUCUAUAUGUACUGGAUUUUCCACCAAUCAACUGA
This is a messenger RNA of Ipomoea triloba (trilobed morning glory), 768 nucleotides long. RefSeq names its product probable calcium-binding protein CML36. The record is from RefSeq and is a predicted model, not a curated record. Bases 16 to 768 code for a protein of 250 amino acids. The transcript has a single exon. Lineage: Eukaryota; Viridiplantae; Streptophyta; Magnoliopsida; Solanales; Convolvulaceae. Gene Ontology annotation, molecular function: calcium ion binding.